AUGUCCGUUCCGUCGCAUUUCAAGCUUAACAAUGACGUCUCAAUUCCCGCAGUUGGACUCGGGACGUGGCAGGCGAAGCCAGGUGAAGUCGGUAACGCUGUCAGUCAUGCACUGAAAUCUGGAUACCGACAUUUGGACUGCGCCUUGAUUUAUCAAAACGAGGGGGAAGUCGGCGACGCGAUCAAAGGGUCUGAGGUUCCCCGCGAGGAGAUCUUCAUCACCAGUAAAGUCUGGAAUACUCACCAAACCAAUGUCGCCGAGGGCCUUGCGCAGACCCUGAAGGACCUCCAAACGGAUUACCUGGACCUCUACUUGGUCCACUGGCCAAUCCGUCUCAUUCCCAACGAGACCUCUCAGCUCUUACCUUCCAACCCGGACGGGACCCGCUCUGUCGAUCCCUUUUGGAACCAGAAGGACACCUGGAAGCAGAUGGAGGAGGUUUAUAAGAGCGGUAAGGUCAAGGCCAUCGGCGUGUCAAACUGGAGUAUCCCCUAUUUGCAGGAUCUUGAGAAGACAUGGGAAAUCGUCCCUGCUGUGAACCAGGUCGAGCUGCACCCUUAUUGCCCACAGCAUGCAUUGAAACAAUGGUGCGAGGAUAAGGGAAUUUACCUACAAGCAUACUGUCCCCUCGGUUCUACAGACUCUCCUCUCCUCGGCGACUCUGAAGUCGCAGCAAUCGCGAAGAAAUAUGAUGUGUCCCCCGCGACGAUUUUAAUUUCUUACCAGGUUAACCGCGGUUGCAUUGUGCUGCCUAAGUCGGUGACUCUCAGCCGCAUUGACGCUAACCUUAAGGUUAUUGCUCUGGGAAAGGAGGAUAUGGAUGUAUUGGAAGGACUGGCGGCUGCUGGGAAACAGCAACGUGUCAAUACGCCGCAGUGGGGACAUAAUUUGGGAUUUGAUGACUGGUUUGGACCAGGCAAUGUUAAUGCGCCAAAAAAAUAG
Molecule: messenger RNA, 942 nt
Organism: Penicillium waksmanii
Lineage: Eukaryota; Fungi; Ascomycota; Eurotiomycetes; Eurotiales; Aspergillaceae
Exons: 8
Coding region: 1-942 (313 amino acids)
Molecular function (GO): oxidoreductase activity
Source: RefSeq, a predicted model, not a curated record